AUGCACCCGGACACUCAGCCGUCAAGUGAUCUACAACCCCAAGCAGCUCGCGGCGCAACGCGCACCCGCCGCAGCCAACGGGAACUCUACGGUGACCAACCGACCUGCAAGAGCAGUCGGGCACCAAAGCCAAAUCGGAAGUAUGGCGAUGACGCCCACAGUGUUUUCGCUAGCCAGCUUCCAGCAAACCAACACCCUGAGGGAUGCCUCACCACUUUCCACAGCAUCUUCCUAGCUGCCGUCUCAAAGGCGGCGCGAGACCAUAAACUUCAUCGGGAUGACCUUGUACGACUGCCGAGGCGAUAUCAGGAUCUAAGCAAGCACCCAAUGAGCGCCGAGUUUAAAGAAGCCAUGAGGAGCGAACUGAGAAACCUCCUUCAACGAGGCACCUGA
This is a messenger RNA of Purpureocillium takamizusanense, 393 nucleotides long. RefSeq lists its product as uncharacterized. Bases 1 to 393 code for a protein of 130 amino acids. The record is from RefSeq and is a predicted model, not a curated record. The transcript has a single exon. Lineage: Eukaryota; Fungi; Ascomycota; Sordariomycetes; Hypocreales; Ophiocordycipitaceae.